UAGCACCUGCAACUCCACCACAGCCAGCCAGCCAGCAGCAGCCUUCCAGCCAUUACCAGACUGUUACGAACCUCUUAUCAUUUAACCAUCUAGACACACUCAGCUCCUUCGUGAGACCAGAAGAUCCGAUCCUAGGAGGAAACGAUCUCAAAUCCUUCUAUUAACCCUCUACCUAACCACAGACAUCACCAACCCACCUCCAAGAUGUCGCAAGUCCACGCUCUGUCCGACGACCAGGUCGGGCAAGAGCUGCGGAAGAUGACAGCCUUCAUCAAGCAAGAAGCAAUCGAGAAGGCCCGCGAGAUCGAGAUCAAGGCAAACGAGGAGUUCAGCAUCGAGAAGUCGAAGCUGGUGCGCGAGGAGACGGACGCCAUCGACGCCGCCUACGCCAAGAAGUUCAAGCAGGCGUCGAUGACGCAGCAGAUCACGCGGUCGACGGUGGCCAACAAGACCCGUCUGCGGGUCCUGGGCGCCCGCCAGGAGCUGCUCGACGACAUCUUCGACCAGGCCGGCAACAAGCUCGCCGACGCCGCCAAGGACAAGGCCAAGUACAAGGCCGUGCUGAAAGGCCUGAUCCUGGAGGGCAUGUAUGCUCUCAGCGAGGACGAGGUCGUCGUCCGCGCGCGCAAGGCCGAUAGCGGCGCCGUGAAAGACGCUGCGAAGGACGCCGAGAAGGUGUACGAGAAGGAGACGGGCAAGAGCUCCAAGGUGAACCUCGAUGAGAAGAACCCGUUGCCAGAGGGAACAUCGGGCGGUGUGUUCAUCGUAGGAGGCAACGGCAAGAUCGAAAUCAACAACACCUUCGAGGAACGCCUGCGACUGCUACAGCUGAGUGCCCUACCAGCUGUGCGAAAAGCCUUGUUCGGGCCGAACCCGAACCGCAAGUUCUUCGAUUGAGAGGCGGGCAACUCGGCUCCUUUGAUAAACAAACUUGGGGGUUGCUUAUUUCCCCUUCUUCCCUGCGCCCCAUUCACUAACCUUACUUACUUACUCCCUACACACUUUAUUUCGUGUGUGCAAGUAACUGGCUUAU
This is a messenger RNA of Xylaria bambusicola, 1033 nucleotides long. RefSeq names its product ATPase, V1/A1 complex, subunit E. Lineage: Eukaryota; Fungi; Ascomycota; Sordariomycetes; Xylariales; Xylariaceae. Bases 205 to 897 code for a protein of 230 amino acids. Gene Ontology annotation, molecular function: proton-transporting ATPase activity, rotational mechanism. Gene Ontology annotation, biological process: proton transmembrane transport. The transcript has 3 exons. Gene Ontology annotation, cellular component: proton-transporting two-sector ATPase complex, catalytic domain. The record is from RefSeq and is a predicted model, not a curated record.